Molecule: messenger RNA, 2253 nt
Organism: Nipponia nippon (crested ibis)
Lineage: Eukaryota; Metazoa; Chordata; Aves; Pelecaniformes; Threskiornithidae
Source: RefSeq, a predicted model, not a curated record
AUGGGGGACGAGAACCGGAUCGUGGGGGGCCACAGCUGCCAGAAGAAGCGUCACCCCUACCAGGUGGUCCUCCUGGGCCCUCAGAAGAACAUCCACUGCGGGGGGGUCCUCAUCGGCAAGUCGUGGGUGCUGACGGCCGCCCACUGCGACACCAAGAGCCCCAUCCCCAUCCGCAUGGGCGACCACAGUUUGAAGACCAAGGAGGGGACGGAGCAGUGCAUCACCUCGGCCAAGGCCUUCAUCCACCCCAACUACAACCCCACCAGCCAUGACAGUGACAUCAUGCUGCUGAAGCUCCAGAAGCCCGUCCGCUUCACCAACCACGUCUAUUCCGUGGCGCUCCCCAAGCGUUGUCCUCCACCCAACACCGAGUGCAUCGUCUCGGGCUGGGGCAGCACCAGUAGCCCUGAAGGCUACUUCCCCGACGUUCUCCAGUGCGGCGUGGUCUACACCAUGCCCAACGAAGAGUGCGGCAAGCUCUAUCCCAAAGGCAUCACCAAGAACAUGCUCUGCGCCGGCGUCAGCUCGGGGGGCACCGACUCCUGCCAGGGCCGGGUGUGCACAGGUAGAGAAAUGGCUGUUGUGGACAUGUGGACGUGUGUUGUGGCCGUGUGUCGUGGACACAUGGACGUGUGGAGAUGUGUCAUGGACGUGUGGACGUGUGUUGUGGACAUACGGACAUGUGUUGCGGACACAUGGACAUGUGGACGUGUGUUGUGGACACAUGGACGUGUGGACGUGUGUUGUGGAUGUGUGGACGUUUGUUGUGGACAUACGGACUUGUGUUGUGGACACAUGGACAUGUGGACGUGUGUUGUGGACGUGUGGACAUGUGUUGUGGACAUACGGACUUGUGUUGCGGACACAUGGACGUGUGUUGUGGACGUGUGGACGUGUGUCAUGGAUGUGUGGAAGUGUGUUGGGAACAUAUGGACAACAGGUCACGGACAUGUGGACGCGUGUUGUGGACGCGUGUCAUGGACGUGUGGACAUGUGUUGCGGACAUGCAGACGUGUUGUGGACGUGUGGAUGUGCGUCAUGGACGUGUGGACACGUGUUGUGGAUGUGUGGAAGUGUGUUGUGGACAUGUCAUGGACAUUGGAUGUGCAGACGUGUGUCGCGGACGUGUGUCAUGCAUGGGUGGACAUGUGUUGCAGACGUGUGUCGUGGACGUGCAGACGUGUGGUGGACAUGUGUCGUGGACAUAUGGACAUGUGGAUACGUGUUGUGGACGUGCAGACGUGUUGUGUGGACGCGUGUCGUGGACAUGUGGACGCGUGUCAUGGACACGUGGAUGGGCAGACGUGUUGUGGCCGUGCAGACGUGUUGUGGACGUGUGUCGUGGACAUGUGGACGCGUGUCGUGGACACGUGGAUGGGCAGACGUGUUGUGGACGUGCAGACGUGUUGUGGACGGGUGUCGUGGACAUGGGGACGCGGGGCAUGGGAACCGGCCACGGCGAUGGAGGUGCAAGCCAUGGUGGCCUCCAGGCUAUGGGACACCGUGAAGCUGCUGGCAGCCCUGGUCUUGGUGGCAUCCACAGCCUCCGCGGUGGCGGGUGAAACGCGCGUGGUGGGCGGCAUGGACUGCGAGCCCCACUCGCAGCCGUGGCAGGUGGCCAUCCUCGACAUGUACAAGCUCUACUGCGGCGGCGUCCUCGUGGCCAGGCAGUGGGUGGUGACGGCGGCCCACUGCACCACGCCAGGGACCACCAGCAUCCGCCUGGGCAAGCACAACCUCUACACGCGGGAGUGGGGCGAGGCGCGGAAGAUGGUGCAGAAGUUGGUGGCGCACCCCAACUACAACCCCACCACCAAGGACAACGACAUCAUGAUGAUAAAGCUCCUGACGCCCGUCACCCUCACCAGCAGGAUCCAGCCCGUCCCCGUGGCCUCCUGCCUCCCAGAGCCCGGCACUACCUGUGUCACCUCAGGAUGGGGGGCCACCAGCUCCCCAGAAGUUUCUUACCCGGACGUCUUGCAGUGCGUCAACGUCACCAUCUUCUCCAUGGCCGAGUGUCGCCGGUUAUACCCCGGUUCCAUCACCGAGAACAUGCUGUGCGCCGGGAGCCUCCAAGGCGGUAGGGACUCCUGCCAGGGCGACUCCGGAGGACCUCUGGUUUGCAACGGGACCCUCCAAGGUAUCGUGUCCUGGGGCAUGGAGAAAUGUGGGCAACCCAAGAGACCUGGUGUCUACACCAAGGUCUGUAGAUACGCCCAGUGGAUCCAGAAGACCAUGAAGGACAACCAGUGA